AUGGCGGAAAUGACGGAUAAUUUGGAUCAGGAUGUGGUAAAUAUAGUUGGUAAGGCUAUCGGACGAUCUGUUACGGCCAUUCGUGAGGGACAAAUAUCACCAACUGACCGGAAAGUGGCUGAAAUGAUGGGUCAGCUGGAUCAUGAUGUGGACAAUAUUGUUGGUAAGGCCAUCGGACGAUCUGUUACGGCCAUUCGUGAGGGACAAAUAUCACCAACUGACCGGAAAAUGACUGAUAUGUUGGAUCAGGAUGUGGACAAUAUAGUUGGUAAGGCUAUCGGACGAUCUGUUACGGCCAUUCGUGAGGGACAAAUAUCACCAACUGACCGGAAAGUGGCUGAAAUGAUGGGUCAGCUGGAUCAUGAUGUGGACAAUAUUGUUGGUAAGGCCAUCGGACGAUCUGUUUCGGCCAUUCGUGAGGGACAGACAUCACCAACUGACCGGAAAGUGGCUGAAAUGUUGGAUCAGGAUGUAGACAAUAUAGUUGGUAAGGCCAUCGGACGAUCUGUCACGGCCAUUCGUGAGGGACAGACAUCACCAACUGACCACAGGAUAAGAUGCAGUAAGGAAAUACCUAUAACGAAUGGAACCGGAAAUGAUGUACAAACACAAAAGGUCAAACAGACCUUCACAACAGAUAUAGAUCAAAAGAUGAAGAAUCCGACAAUCGUGGCUUCACUUCAGAACAAGGUCUCUGGUAAAGGAAAGAAAAACAUGUUGGAACGCUAUCUGGAUAGAAUACUCGGAAGAGAUAAGCAAAAACCAAAGAAGGAAAACACAGAAUUGAACGACAGCGCCCCUAGUGGAGGAAGUAAGAAACGUUCAUCAAAGGCCCAUAACAAACGAGACUGGAUACUGAAGCACAUUCUGUGUUGUUUUGUCCAACAGACGGCGACAGUGGAGCCUGCAAACCACUAA
Ylistrum balloti is the source of this 918-nucleotide messenger RNA. RefSeq lists its product as uncharacterized. The record is from RefSeq and is a predicted model, not a curated record. Bases 1 to 918 code for a protein of 305 amino acids. NCBI's taxonomy places the organism in Eukaryota, Metazoa, Mollusca, Bivalvia, Pectinida, Pectinidae. The transcript has 5 exons.